This is a messenger RNA of Phycomyces blakesleeanus NRRL 1555(-), 2624 nucleotides long. RefSeq lists its product as hypothetical. The record is from RefSeq and is a predicted model, not a curated record. Gene Ontology annotation, cellular component: mitochondrial membrane. Bases 21 to 2441 code for a protein of 806 amino acids. Lineage: Eukaryota; Fungi; Mucoromycota; Mucoromycetes; Mucorales; Phycomycetaceae. The transcript has 19 exons.
GUUCUUCAUUCUCAUUCACCAUGGCUCAAAGGACAGAAAAAGAACUCCAGGACCUAAUGGACCACUACAAACGAUACCAAAAUAUACCUGUCAACGAUGUGAUUGUCGUAACCCAAAACCAAGGAGCGAACGAUCCGCUUUCAGUUACUCCGGAAACAAAUGAGCAUGAGCAUCGCAACAUUGUAGAAAAAGAACCACGAAGAAUUCUCGAAGAUCCCUUGGCUUUUAUGGUAAACAUGGGUGCGUACUAUCAAGGAAAAGGAUGGCGUGGUUACAAGUCCUACAUCGGCAAUAAGAUCUUUUAUCCCGACUUUUCAAAGAACAUCAAAGAAAAGAUUCUGUCGAGCAAGCAAGUUCAAGAUGUCAUCCAUCAAUUGGCAGAUCGUCAAAACGCAAUUCUCGAAGCAACAAGAAAACCAACAAAGAAAUUCAAAAAAUUGUCACCAGCUGAACAACAGAAGCGUAUUCGCAAACAAGAAAAGGCAUUGUGCCAUGAGUUAGAAAUAGUGGCAAAUGCAAUUGUCGAUAAAUGCAUUUCUACUAUGGAUAAUGUCCGAGUAAUUCGUGUGGCUGUCUUUUUGGUUAACAACAUCUUGGUGCGUCUCUAUCAUCAAGGAAUUCAUAUCAAGGAGAGUGAAUGGGUUGAGCUCAAGAGAGUCGCAUUGAUUGCCCAACAAAACAAGCAAUCUCUCAUACUCUUGCCAUCUCACAAAUCUCAUAUUGACUACCUUGUGGUAUCCUAUGUAAUGUAUCGUCUUGGCAUCCAAGUACCUCACAUUGUAGCAGGUGAUAAUCUCGACAUGCCCGUGGUGGGAAGUAUCCUACGCUCGUGUGGCGCGUUUUAUAUUCGAAGAGAAUGGGGUGAUGAUAUUAUGUACAAGACUAUCCUUGAAGAAUAUAUUAGUAUUCUUUUAUCUGAAGGAAUGAACAUUGAAUGUUUCGUUGAAGGCACUCGUUCUCGACUAGGCAAGUUACUUGCGCCAAAACUUGGUAUUCUCAAGAUCAUACUGGACGCAUUUUUGGAAGAGCGUUUCUCGGACUGCUAUAUUGUCCCAAUUUCAUUGGGCUAUGAUAAGAUUAUCGAGACAUCAAGCUAUGCGGAAGAACUAUUGGGAACUCCAAAAGAAAAGGAAAGCGUCUGGGGAAUUCUCAGUAGCUCUCGCUUACUACAGCUCAAAUGGGGUCGUGUAGAUGUCAGAGUAGCCAAACCAUAUUCUCUCAAAGGCUGGUUAGAAGAACAGUUGAGCAUGCGUGGAAAUAUCGAUCUUUCAGAUACACAUCAAAAAUCUGUACUGUUGAAAUCAUUGGGAUACCGGGUAUUGGCUGAUAUUAAUUCUAUUGCUGUGGUAAUGCCAUCUGCAUUAAUCGGAACGGUUAUCUUGACGCUGCGAGGUCGAGGUGUCGGAAAAAGCGAAUUGAUAAGACGUGUAGACUGGCUCACAAAGGUCAUCACAGACAAAGGUGGACACGUUGCAGAGUCACAUGGCAUGUCGACAAGUCAAAUUGUAGAUCGUGCUCUUACGAUUCACAAAGAUCUCGUUGGUGAGCGUAAGGGUAAAGAUAUUCUUGAACCUACAUUUUAUGGAAUCAAUCCCUUUGAGCUAUCGUAUUAUCGUAACCAAGUCAUACACAUGUUUGUGGAAGAAGCCAUUGCAUGCGUAUCUCUCUACACUGUGGUUAAAUUUGGUGGUGGAAAGGAGUUACAGAAAAUGCGAUACGAUGACCUUUUGGCCGAGAUUUCUUUUCUAUCCAGUAUAUUAAAGCUUGACAUGAUUUACAAGCCAGGUGGAAUUGAGAGCAACACUCAUCGCACUAUUACUUGGCUUGCUGACAAUAAUGUUCUUGAAGUAACGGAAGAUGGCUGGGUUGGAUUAUCAGAUGUAGAACGGGCCUGUGGUCGUGAAAAUUAUGAUUUCUUGUGCUUUAUGAUCUGGCCAUUUAUUGAGUCUUACUGGCUGGCAGCAGUCAGUUUGUUUUCUUUGGCACCUCCAAGCAAGUCAUCAACCAAGGAACCUGUUUGGGUAGAGAACAAACUAUUUGCCAAUAGAGCACAGGCCCUCGGAAAGACUUUAUAUUAUCAGGGUGAUUUGAGUUAUCUGGAAGCAGUUAACAAAGAGACUCUGAACCAAGCAUUUACUCGAUACCAAGAAAAGAAUAUUUUGUUGAAACGACGCCAGGGUAGUCCAAAACCUGUUAGCGAGGUUGCACUCAGCCUUGACUACACUCCGGACCGGGUCAAUGGUGUUCUGUCCCCGAGAGGCCAUCUUUGGGAACUUGUUGAGAGAAUCGGCAAGUUUAGAAGAGAAGGAAAGAACAGAAGAGAUAAUGCUACAGUAAGCACGCGUGUAAUUCGUCUUGCCGAAAUAGUAGCAGAAGACAAUGCUACUCCACCUACUAAAGCCAUUUUCAAGAAGGCUAAUCAAGAUAAAUCCAAGCUUUAAAAAUCCCUCGAUUAUUUUUCUUUCAUUCGCAUCAUUUCGCUUACAACUAUUUUUUGCUUUAUAUUCCAACCACAUAAUAUUAUAUUUCUAAACCCCAUUAUUAAACCAAUAUACUACAAAAUAUUUAUUUUUGGAAUUUUUCUUUAAAAUAAGAAAAAAAAAAGUCAAUUUCUUUUGACAAUG